AUGAGUUAUGAAGAAGCACAAGAAAAUCUAUCUGAUAGAAAAAACGCAGAAGAAAAAAUGACGCAUACGAUUCAUCGAGCUGUCAAUCAUCGAGAUCCUCUAUCAUAUCCACGUUUUGAAAAUGAUCAAACAUUUUCAGGUCAUGAAGCUCAAAAGAAAAUUCCAUUUCAUCGUGAAGAAACACAUGAAACACAACGUGCAGAACCAUGGAGUCGUUUAUAUUCAACGGCAACGCUUUCUUCUGGUCGUCAUGAAAUUUAUAUACAUGAUCCUAAGGCACCUAAUGAUUCACUUGAUUUUAUUCUCAAAAGUCAAUAUGAUCAAAAUGGUGAAACAUUUGCAGGAAAAGCACGUACUUUUGUUCAAUUAGAAACUGUCUCAGAUGAUCAUGGACGGAUUUUAAAGAAUCGAGUUAUUUAUAAAGCUCCAAUUCAAUCCGAAUUGAAUCAUCCAUUACGUAUUGUUGAAGGUAGUCGAAGGGAACAUUUAUCAGAACCUAAACAAGCUAUACAGGGUAUUCAUACAAUGUUAACUAACCGUGGUUAUGCUCGAAAUCAUCUUGGAUCGUUCUUUGUUGCAUAA
This is a messenger RNA of Rotaria sp. Silwood1, 582 nucleotides long. The record is from the annotation of a GenBank genome assembly. NCBI's taxonomy places the organism in Eukaryota, Metazoa, Rotifera, Eurotatoria, Philodinida, Philodinidae.